CGUAAUAAUGAGGGAAAUGGUUGGGCUAUUUUGCACAAGAUAACUGAGGCAAACAUAUUACAAAUAGAGUUGGCCAGCUCAAGCUACCAUAAAAAGCUUUCUUCCCAAAGUUCUAACCCUACAAGUGCAGGAACCACUGAGAGAAACUAGUUAGGAGAGGUUUGUAAGAAUUAGAGGUGCAGAGAAUGGGACGUGGGAAGAUUAACAUUUCAAGAAUAGAGAACAAAACCACAAGACAAGUCACCUUUGCGAAACGCCGAGCUGGGCUUUUGAAAAAAACUCAUGAGCUCGCUGUGCUUUGUGAUGCCCAGAUCGGCCUCAUCAUUUUCUCUGCUAAUGGCAAAUUAUAUGAGUUCUGCAGUGACCCUUUAAGCAUGGAGAAUAUAAUACAGAAGUACCAACUCGCAACAGGAACUCAAAUUAUGGAGCAAAAUGACAUUGAACAAAUGCAUGGUGAAAUGAGAAGAAUCAUGAGCGAAACCCGCAAUCUUCAACUGAGUCUACAGCGCUAUAUUGGGGAAGAUUUGAGUUCACUAAGUUUGGGUGAACUGAAUGAACUCGAGCAUGUUUUAGAGCAUUCCUCUCAUAAAAUUCGAACUCGCAAGUUUGAAAUCUUACAGCAGCAGAUGGAGAAUCUCGAGAGAAAGGAGCAACUACUGGGGCAAGAUAAUGAGCACAUGUUUCAUCUGUUAAAGGAGCAGCAGGCAGCUGCAACAACAUAUGAGGAGCAGAAUGAAGUAGUAAAUGUGAGAAAGAUAGAAGAAGUGGAGAGAAUGGGAGGAAUGAGUCAUAUUUUGGAUCAAUUCCCAUUUGGUGGAGAAGACCAACCAAGCAGUGUUCUUCAACUCACAACACUUCAUCAGACUGCUACUCCUAAUAACUUUUACCCUUAUCGUCUCCUUCCUACUCAGCCAAACCUUCAAGAUUACACCCUUAACUAAUCCAUCUUUAUAUAUGCACACUAUUCUAUCCUCGUAUAUUAACUAUUAUUAUUGUCAUACAUACAUAUGACUGCUACUUACGUGUGUGCUUUCAGACUUUUACAUAUGACUUUUGAUUUUUUGACUUUCCUACAAUUUGAUUGAGAUAUAUGUGUAAAUGUAAUCAUCACUAGUGGUUUUUACCUUUUUAUCAUCCUAUA
This is a messenger RNA of Cannabis sativa, 1141 nucleotides long. Its product is annotated as MADS-box protein FBP24. The record is from RefSeq and is a predicted model, not a curated record. Gene Ontology annotation, cellular component: nucleus. Gene Ontology annotation, biological process: positive regulation of transcription by RNA polymerase II. Gene Ontology annotation, molecular function: protein dimerization activity; RNA polymerase II cis-regulatory region sequence-specific DNA binding; DNA-binding transcription factor activity, RNA polymerase II-specific. The transcript is spliced from 7 exons. The coding region runs from base 186 to 941 and encodes 251 amino acids. NCBI's taxonomy places the organism in Eukaryota, Viridiplantae, Streptophyta, Magnoliopsida, Rosales, Cannabaceae.